Seminavis robusta is the source of this 1849-nucleotide messenger RNA. The record is from the annotation of a GenBank genome assembly. NCBI's taxonomy places the organism in Eukaryota, Bacillariophyta, Bacillariophyceae, Naviculales, Naviculaceae.
CAUCUGCGCCAAACCAAUGCAAAUGAAAAAGCAAAACACGUUGAUGGGCACCUGAACUGAUCUGAUUGUUGUCGGUGUUGCUGUUGUUAAAGGCCUCCUUGUUUGUCCAUCCACCCCCAAGACGACCUUGCUAGCCAAGAAGCAUUUGACGCGGCAAGAGAUUCGACUCCAGCAUUGCUUCUGAUAUCCUAUUGAAUUCAUUCCAAUCAACUCGAGGCACCACGCUGCUCCUCUCACCUUUCCACGCGCUACUACCAAGACCAGUACAUCAUCUACCACACACUUACUUGACUUGACUUGACUUGAGAGAGUCUUGUUCACACACACGACGCAACAACACAUCCACACACACACACACACACACACACAGAAUGUCAUCAUCACUGUGUGGAGAUUCAAUAGGGUCUCGAAGAGCCCUGUUAGCGGCACUGUGGUCGUUGGUUUCAAUAUUAACAGCGAUCGCUUUUUUGACCGCGCUCACAUUCACACUGAGUGCACGCAAUCUGUAUAACAAUGACAACGAUGAAUACAAUUACUACAACAACAACAACAAUGAACAGGAACGAGAAGGCGAGGAAGAAUAUGACCCGGAAGUGGCAGUGACGUCCCGUGCCAUGGCAUUUGCCGCUCUCUGGACGGCCGUACUGGCAUCCCUCUUGAAUGUCUUUGGAACUGUAGUGCUGGGAUGGCAAUCACCCACGGGACAAUACUACACUUGCUGUUCCAGCAAUGUUCAUCGAACGACACCGCUGAGUUUGGGAUCCUUCAUUGGAGCACUCAUUAUGUUUGCCAACUUGACAUUGGUCUGUUCGGUUCUCUUUGGAGAAUUUGAGAUCCGAGACUACCAAAGAGAAGCAAACAGAGAAGGAGAAGAAAAUGAAUAUAGCAACAACUCGGCAAGAGACACCGCCAUGGAACGAUCCUCCAUGGCAUUCUCCAUCAUGUGCAUGUUCUUGACUGUAUUAUACGCAGGAUUCGCCGCCCUGACGUUUUCAUUCUCACAUAGCAUCAUUGAGGAGCAUGCUGCCGAUGAACGCGAGGAAGCACUCACCAUGGCACAUCACACCAACUAUACACAACACAAAAUGACACCACAUCAUCAUAUGGGCUACAACAGCAAUGGAUACGAUGGUUAUAUUGGGGAACGAUUCGAUGUCCAUCGAUCAAGAGGGCCAAACACCGGUGGGGUCGGAUUUGUGCCCAAGGGGGGAGAUGUCUCCGCACUGACAUAGCGCGCCAGAUACAAAACAACCUCCUUCCCUCUUUGUUUUCACUAUAUCUCCUCUUCCCAUUCUCCCUCCCCAACCAACUCAACUUGACAUGGUACAUGUGUGUUUACACGUCACUUUUUCAAGCUCCAGCAGCUGGAGAAAGAUCCCAUGUGUUCCUACGUUCCAAGUCGCUCUGCAUAAACCUCAACGUCCCACCAACCAACAGGUUCAUCAGCCUUUCACCACACUGCACACUACACAAACUUCCUCCUUUCUACUCUAGAUCACAAUGCAAGAUGAAUCGAUAAUCAUCAUUAUGCUGCAAUAAUGAUGCAUGAAAUGACCCUAGCAGCUACAACAACACGGUACUACCACUGCUUCUACCACCACCAACGCUUAACCCUUUGGUAGGCGUACGUAGCAAGUAAACACUUUUUUGUUGCCUAUGCAACAAGAACACACACACAACACAGCAUGUUAAACACAGAACUGGAGUCGACUGCAAAUGGUUUGGGACCAUUGGAGUCAUUCAUUUACUGCUGUAGACUUGCCGGUGUGAACCAACCAACCUUAGCUCUCUGUAUGUAGAAUUGAGUCCUACUAUAAUUGGCUAGCUAGUAACGAUUUCCUUCGCUUUC